Paramisgurnus dabryanus is the source of this 4736-nucleotide messenger RNA. It is a transcript of the gene asic4a, whose product is annotated as acid-sensing (proton-gated) ion channel family member 4a. Gene Ontology annotation, molecular function: ligand-gated sodium channel activity. Gene Ontology annotation, cellular component: plasma membrane. Gene Ontology annotation, biological process: sodium ion transmembrane transport. The record is from RefSeq and is a predicted model, not a curated record. Lineage: Eukaryota; Metazoa; Chordata; Actinopteri; Cypriniformes; Cobitidae.
GUUACGGCUCCUUGCGCCGGUGAGGAGGAAAUAAUCACAGUGUUGCUUCCUCAUGAAUUAUUAAGAAGCCCCCCUCUUUUUUUUUGCUCCAGUCAAAAUGCUGCGUUUUCAUCCGUGGCUGUGAAGCAGAGCAGGAGGUUGUUGUUUUGUGUGUGCGUGUUUUCAUAGGUGUAUUACUGCUUGCGAGCAGGACUCAGCGUGCCGAACAAGUGCUCAGAUGAGCAGUCUGAGCGAGGAACCCGGAGCAGCAGCAACACUGCUGGAACUGAGAGACAGGCAGUCACCUCCACUCCACGCGGCAGCAACAGCCUCUCUCUCCCUCUCUCCCUGCCUUUUUUCUCUUCUGUUCUUUCUGGAGUUGAGAUCUUGUUCGUCACAGCGCAGGAAGAGAAACGUGGGGAGUGAGUGGAACAGGGGUUAAAAGCUACUUACCAAACAUCCCAAGCGCAGACCUGGCUGCCCACAUGCCGAUCGAAUUUGUUUGCAAAAUCAAAUUUGCAGAGGAGGAUGAGAAACAAAAAAGCAACCAGGAUGGGGACAAGGAGAGCCUAAUCGAGGAGAGCUGCAGUCCCCCAGCCAAAGACCUGGCCGGCUUUGCAAAUGCCUGCACGCUCCACGGGAUUAACCAUAUCUUCGUCUCGGGCCGGCUGGGUGUCAGACAGACCCUUUGGGCUCUAGCGUUCGUGGUGUCCCUGGCUCUCUUUCUGUACCAGGCGGCAAAGUGUGCCAUCUCCUACCUGGAGCAUCCUCACGUCACGGCGCUGAACGAGGAGGCCACCCCUGAAAUGGUGUUCCCCGCGGUGACCAUCUGCAACAUCAACCGUUUCCGCUUUUCUGCCCUUACCGAUGCCGACAUCUACCACCUGGCCAACCUCACCGGCUUGCCCCCAAAAAACAAGGAUGGACACAAGCCCACAGAUUUGGAGUAUCCGGCGCCGGACAUGCAGGACAUCUUCAACCGGACGGGUCACCAGCUGGAUGAGAUGUUGAAGAGCUGUAACUUUAGUGGGCAGAACUGUUCAGCUGAAGACUUCACGGUGGUUUAUACAAGGUAUGGGAAAUGUUAUACUUUCAAUGGGAAUAAAACAAACUCCAGGAAGACGAAGCAAGGAGGGAUGGGAAACGGGCUCGAGAUUAUGCUGGAUAUCCAACAGGAUGAAUAUCUGCCCAUCUGGAAGGAGACGAAUGAAACAUCUCUAGAGGCAGGAAUACGUGUUCAGAUCCACAGUCAGGAUGAGCCGCCCUACAUCCAUCAGCUGGGCUUUGGAGUUUCUCCAGGAUUUCAGACUUUUGUUUCCUGUCAGGAGCAAAGGUUGACCUACCUGCCCCAGCCCUGGGGGAACUGCCGCUCCACCAGCGAGCAGAUGAUUCCAGGUUACGAUACCUACAGUAUCAGCGCCUGCCGCCUGCGCUGCGAGACUCUCGAGGUUCUGCGUGAGUGCAAGUGCAGGAUGGUGCACAUGCCGGGAGAUGCCGAUAUCUGUACUCCCAGCAAAAUCAAAUGUGUGGACAAAGCACUUGCGCUGUUACAGAAAAGUUCAGGUGACACAUGCUCCUGUGAAACUCCAUGUAACCUUACACGUUAUGGUAAAGAGCUUUCCAUGGUCAAAAUCCCCAGCAAAGGCUCUGCCCGCUACCUAUCCAGGAAAUACGACAAGUCAGAAGAGUAUAUCAGAGACAACUUUCUUGUCUUGGACAUAUUCUUUGAAGCUCUAAACUAUGAAACAAUAGAACAGAAAAAAGCAUACGACGUUGCAGGAUUAUUAGGUGACAUUGGUGGACAGAUGGGUCUUUUUAUAGGGGCUAGUAUUCUCACCAUAUUGGAGAUUCUGGACUACGUAUACGAGUUGAUCAAACACAGGAUGAAGCGUUUACUCAGACCACAGCGAGAAGACAAGAAACACAACCAACCGCAGCAACAGGCCAGCACGGUCGCCACAGUAAAUCUUGAGGAAAUGAAAGCUAAGGACUCUGGCGAGAUGAGUCGGAGUCACUCGGAGGGUGCUUACGCGAACACCGUCCUCCCAAAUCAUCAUCAUCAACAUCGUACCCAUCGCAGAGUGUUUGAAGACUUUGCCUGCUAGGAACCUGCCCGGCAGCUCUAGUGCUGUUGACGACUACAGAAAGAGUCUCUGUGUACUGAGUUUGGGCUCAGUGAUAGACCCUCAGACCUCAGCGCUGAUCUCUUUUACUGUCACCAGUUAAAGCUACAGCCAAAGUCGAACUCGAAACCCUUGCUUCUAACCGAACGCAGGCACGGAUCGGACAACACAUUGCGUUCCGGCGGGAGACCUGUCUGACACCCCCUUCUCUACCCCUCCUCUCAAUGGAAGUGACAUCACUGACAAAUCUUAGAUUUUUAAAUUGAAUACUUUGGUAUUGGUCCUCUGUAAUAUCAAGGCAUAGAUUGCAUGACAUAGAUCCACUUUAUUUAUUCUUCAGAUACUGUUUAAACAUUACAUUUUUUAUAUUUUGUCAGCUGUUAAGAAUUUUCUUAAGUGAAUUCUCAUCUUGUGAAAUAUUAUAAUACAAAUUAAUCUACAAAUGUAAAUGAUGUAUUUUGAAUCAUGGCUAUCAACCCUUAGAAUCCAAUCGCUUUAAGUAAACCAUGAGAAAGGUGUAGAAUAGUGAGUGUCAGAAAAAGUCAAAUGUAUCCAAUUGGGUAUGUUUGGUAAAUGCUUUCGUUAUCUCAAAUGAUUUGUGAUUUAUUUAACUUAAAGUAUAUUGAAUAGUCCACUAAUUUUGUAAUGUUAUUUAUAGAGAUACAUGUGAGUGGUAAUGGGUGUCAUUAGCAGCAACAACAUAAUCUUUUUGUAAGGUUAUUUCUCUUUGGAGAGCAGAAUGUGUACAGUAAAACCCAGAUGACAUGGUGGUAACCAUAUGGACAGUGUUUAUUUCAACUAUCCAACAGCUGAUGGAUUCACUUUCCCGGACCUCCCAAAUAUGUUUAAUAAAACUGACCUCAUGUUCCUAGUUUAUCUUAUGAAUGAGACCGAGUUAAACAGCCCCACGGAGAAUGGUAUACGAUGUUUGCUCAACACACUUUCGAACUGUGAGUAAUCGCUAGAUGUUUGAAAGUUAGUCAUUGAGUUUUGUUUUUCCUCUGUAUUAGUUGUCAAAGGUGCAGCACUAUCUCCGACAAAAAGCCAGAUGUGAGAAGCAUUUUAAUGAGGAGCCUACAAUUUUUCUGUGUAUGAAAAUAAGCAAGCACUGACAUAUUUCACUUUUCCCAUGUGCUGCCGGUAUAACCAUAGCAUCUAAUGUCAGUAAUGCAUUUGUGUUUACAAAUAUAUUUUUUAUAUUGUCAUGAGUGAACCGUGUAGCACCUCCAGAAAUUCCAUGCACGGUCUUGGCCAACAUUCCAAAUAGUUAUGCACAUUUUUCAAAAAUGUAUUUCCAGCAUAUUCGAUCCAUAAGCAAUGCUUACAAGUGGAAUUGGCAGUGGUUUCAACGAACAAAUUUAAUUUUGUAGUCAGACAUUUGAAGUGUAGUAAUGACAACAGUAUGUUUGUCUGAUUCAUAUUUAUAAUAUGUGUACGAUUUAAAAACAAAAAUCAGUAAAACUAUAUAUUUAUGUCAAUUUCUUUAUUAGUAAAUGCGUUAUAUACAUUUUUGCUAUAUAGAACAUGUUUUCAUUUCCUCUCCCAUGUUAAAUUUUAUAAAUGUGGCACUACAGUAUUAUAAGUCUUAGUGAAACAGAUACGUAUACUUUUUUAGUAGAUACAAUGAGCAAGAAAGACUCAGCAUAAUAAUUUUCAUACAUACAGUGCAUUUUGCAAGAAUGCAUUUCAUUUAUGGAUAUCAAAACCAUGCACUCAUAGUCACAAAGUAAUCAUGGCUAAUACAGGCUUUUAACGUUCAUAAAAUUGCAUCACAGUGACAUUUUUAAAGGUUCCCAGUCAGAGUCUGAUGGUACCCUGAGUCGGUUAUGCAUAAUAAUACAGUUUACUGUCAUAAAUAACUCUGCUCUCAGCGGUGAAUGCAAAAUAGCUGACAUACCAGUGCAUGUCAAAGAACUGCAGUGGAACAAAUCACUCAGAUUUGAUUUGGCAUUAUCUAUCAACCUCAUGCAGUACAGUCGUAUAUUUCUGCACUUGUGGCCUAUCUUACAUGUGCAGAAGGGAUUCCUCCGAAUGUUGAAAUGCAAUUGCGUCUGCACAACUCGGAGGUCCUUUAAAAAGGACUAUAUUUGUACUCUCUGGAAACAGUGUUUUCAACAAAGUACAUGCCAGAAAUUUUGUGCAAUUUAUCAAACGGUGAAUUCAGAUACUUGUCAUUAAAAUUACACUGCCCAAAUAAAUGCUCACACAUGCUUCUACAAUAAUUUUAAUUCUCAGUUGACUUAUAUCAAUUAAAAUUCCUUCACCUCUACUGUUUAAGAUUCAAACUCCAGUUCAAUACUCAAAGCGAUGUUUAGCUUUGUGUCUAUUUAAAAAAUUGUUACAGCUUUGAUGUGCUGCUCAUUUCCACCCGAUUUUGGCAGUCGGACCACCAUUUAGCUCCAAGAGGGGGCCGUAAAAUGAAGCACGGAAGCAGCGCAUAGUGUAAACAGACUGUUGAGAUUUCCACACGAUUAAAGGCAUCAGGACUAAUCAGGCUAAUUACCCAUUACACUCCAGAGCCUAAUGGACUGUGCACAAGACUACACAGAACACAUAAUACAGUUUGUACAAAGGUCUGCUGUUAUGACCGUGGUUUCCGUUAGAACACAUUUUAUAAAUGUAACGAUGGUACGU